CGCGCUGCCGCCCCCGCUCCGCACACGUCCCGCUUCUGAAGGGCACGCCGGCGGGCUGAGGGCGGGGCAAGGGGGCGUGCCCGGAGCGGCGGCGAGCUGCGAUUGGCCGGCUGCGGGCGGCACGUGCUGCCGCGAGGCCGCGUCCGGGCGCCGCGGUGCCGCCGGAGCCGUUGCCGCCGUUGCCGUCGGGGCGAGCGGUCGGUGCGAGAGAGAGAGAGCGGGAGUGCGGGGCUGGCGGAGCCGGCAGCAGCCCUGCCUGCGGACGCGGACACAGCGCCAUGUGCGGGAUCAGCUGCGGGCCCUGCUGCGGACGGGCUCGGAACUUCUCCUUUCGGAAUCUGUCUGUUUGGAGAUGUUGGAGGAGACCAAGGAGGAGGACACCCAGGAGGAAGACACGCGAGGAAGAUGUGGAGUCUCUGCACAGCCUUGAGGAGACUCUGACCAAGCCAACCAAGGAAGAUGUGGAGAGUCCAGAGCGCAUUGAGGAGAGUCCAGAGCGCACUGAGCACACUCUAAGCAAGACAAGAGAGGAAGAUGUGGAGACUCCAGAGCACAUUGAGGAGAGUCCAGAGAGCACUGAGCACACUCUAAGCAAGACAAGAGAGGAAGAUGACGAGACUACAAGCAAGACAGCAGAGGAAGACGCAGAGACUCCAGAGCGCAUUGAGAACAGUCUAAGCAAGAUAACACAGGAAGACGCAGAGACUCCAGAGCACAACGAGGAGAGUCCAAGCAAGAUAAGAGAGGAACACGUGGAGACUGCAGAGUGCACAGAGGAGACUCCGAGCAAGCCAGCUGAAGAAGACAUGGAGACUCCACAGAGCCUGGAAAAGAAUGUGAGGAACCAACCUGGGGAAGAUGUGGAGGUUCCACAGAGCGUUCAAGAGGCAAGUCACUGGUGUGUUUUGAGAUCCCGGUGUUGGCAUGCUGGUGUCUGCAGCCUGCGCUUGUGCAGGGACCAUGUGCCUUUCUCUCUGACUUGUUUCUCUUUGCCCUUUUCCUGGCAGAGCACAACUGAGGAUGGAGCUGAGGAAGCACAAGAAGGCGCUGUUGACUGUGACACCCUGAGAAGAGCGCAGAUCCAGCAGCCUGCCAGUGAAGGAGCAAGAUGGCUCGGGGCUGAAGGGGACCAGUUACCCGCAGAACACACUGUCAGCCCGCACGAGACGUGCAAAAGCAGGGCCCUGAAAGCUGGAACUUUGGAAAAGCUGGUGGAGACGCUUCCGACGGCAUUUGCAGAUAAUGAUUUUACAUACAUCAACAUCUUCCUCUCAACGUACAGGGCCUUUGCUUCCACCAGCACAGUCCUGGAGCUGCUCCUGGACAGAUACGGAAACCUGGAAACCUCGGGCUCUGAAGAAUGUGGAAACCAGAGUUCGCCCGAAUCCAGCACAGUGCUCAGGACUGCGAUCGCAUCGAUUUUACAAGCCUGGCUCGACCAAUGUGCCGAGGAUUUCCAAGAGCCGCCCGACUACGUGUGUCUGCUGAAGGUGCUGAGUUACCUGAAGAAGAACAUGCCCGGCUCUGACCCGGAGAAGAGGGCGCAGAGCCUCCUGGAGCAGUUCCAGAAGGAAGAACUGGAGAAUGAUGACGCGUUCCACAGCCUUUCUCCCUGCAACCUGGAUGACGACGAGGAACGGGACAUCAGCGGUGCAGGAGAAUUCUCAUUGUUCCAGGAAGACCUGGUGGCAGAACAGCUGACAUACAUGGACGCGACACUCUUCAAGAACGUUGUGCCCCACCACUGCCUGGGCUGCAUCUGGUCCCGCAGGGACAAGCAAGAGAACAAACAGCUGGCACAGAGCAUCAGAGCCACCAUCUCGCAGUUCAACGCCGUCACCAACUGCGUGGUCAGCACCGUCCUACAGACCAGAGAACUAAAGCCACGGCAACGAGCGAAGAUCUUGGAGAAGUGGAUCCGUAUCGCACGUCAAUGUAGGAUCCUGAACAGCUUUUCGUCUUUGAAGGCCAUUGUUUCCGCCUUGCAGUCCACCUCUGUUUAUCGCCUGAAGAAGACCUGGGCCUGCGUUCCAAAGGACAUAAUGCUGAUGUUCGAAGAUCUUUCAGAAAUAUUCUCCGACUGCGACAACUUUGCGACGAGCAGGGAGCUGCUGAUGAAGGGAGUCACACAGGGCACGGUACCUUACCUGGGUACCUUCCUCACAGACCUCGUCAUGCUGGACACAGCCCUUCAGGACUAUCUCGAGGGCGGCCUGAUCAACUUUGAGAAGCGGCGAAGGGAAUUUGACGUAAUCGCCCAAAUUAAGCUCUUGCAGUCCUCAUGUAACAGCUAUUGCAUGACACGAGAUGAGAAAUUCCUGCAGUGGUUUAGGAGGCAGCGGCAUUUAAGUGAUGAGGAGAGUUUCCAUCUUUCACGGGAAAUUGAAGCAGCUGCUGACAAGAGCAUCGCAUCGGGCAGAGCUCAGAAGAGUGCGCUGAAGAGAUUCAGCCUGCCGUUCCUGGGCUUGGGGGUGAGCGCCCACAGCGCACCCGUCAACGCGCAGCCCAAACCUGCUCCAGGUGGGAGCUCUGGGGACAGCACCGUCACCAUCGUCCCUCCCACCGACACUGCUGAGGAGCCUCAGCACAAGUGCUCCAAGAAGUGCCCCGACUCUGUGACUCCCAUUACCGCUAAGGAAGCGCCUCCAGUGCUGCCACUUUACAACCACCAGAACGGAGAGAGCUGCGUCAUCCGGACCAGCGUAGAAGAGGACAGCAGUGGCAACAUCUACAAGAGCAUCCUGCUGACUAACCAAGAGAAGGCUCCUGCUGUCAUCCAGAGGGCCCUGGAGAAGCACAACCUGCAGUGUGGCUCGGCUGAGGAUUACGAGCUGGUACAGAUCAUCUCCGAGGACAAAGGUGGGGAAGCAGAACUCUGCUGCUGCUGCUUGAACAGUUCUGCUGCAUUUUGACGGCAAGAGUGACACGCGAAGCGACGUCAGAAGCGCCACGGACACGUUGUCACAGCUGCCGGUGAGAAUAAACCCCUGAGGCUGAGUGGUGCGCCAACUAACGCUGGCUCUGCUCCCUCUCUUGCAGAGCUGGCGAUCCCACCCAAGGCGAACGUGUUCUACGCCAUGAACACCCAGGCCAACUUCCAUUUCAUCCUGAGGAGAAAAGCUGCAGCACAGGAGGAGCCUGCGCCUCAUAGACGUUAAUGGUUGAGCUUUGUAUCGUCUUUGAGCUUUGUAGAUUUACUGUUUAUAGGAUAAGUGUGUAAACUUCUUUUCCCCCAGUUUUAGUCUGGAGUUAAUGUAUUUUAAUAUGUGACCUGUAUAUAAUGUUUGAGCUUUGUAUAUUAUUUAAUAUUUAUGUUACAGGUAUAUUAACUUGUUUCCACUUUUGUCUGCAGUUAAUGUAUUUUAACACUUGAUGUUUUUAUCCUAUUUAAUCUUUACAUACUGCUGUAGAAACAUUCAAUACUAUAUAACCUUUUUUCCACUAAUUUCUGCUUGCAGUGACUAUAUUUAAAUAGCUUAGCUUUAUAGAAUAUUUGAGCUUUGUACAAUAGUUAAUAUUUAUAGAAUAAGUACAUAAACUCUUUUCUACCAGAUUUAGUCUGGAGUUAAUGUAUUCAAAGGUUUUAUCUUUAUAUAAUACCUGAGCUUUAUAUAAUGAUUACUAUUUAUUUAAUAUUCUUAUUUAUUUUAAUGUACUAAUAUUUAAUCUUUAUUGAAUAUGUACAUAGACCUUCCCCAAUACUUUUUUCUGAAGUUAAUAUAUUUUAAUACUUGAUCUUUAUAGGAUAUUUGAGCUUUGUUUAGUAUUUAAUAUUUAUAUAAUAAGAACAUAAACAUUUUUUCCACGAGUUUUACUCUGGAGUUCAUAUAUUUAAAGGUUUUAUCUUUAGAUCGUAUUUGAGCUUUAUAUAAUAUUUAAUAUUUAUUUAAUAUUUUUAUUUAAUAUACUAACAUUUAA
Columba livia (rock pigeon) is the source of this 3918-nucleotide messenger RNA. Its product is annotated as ral guanine nucleotide dissociation stimulator-like 1. The record is from RefSeq and is a predicted model, not a curated record. Gene Ontology annotation, biological process: positive regulation of GTPase activity; Ras protein signal transduction. Lineage: Eukaryota; Metazoa; Chordata; Aves; Columbiformes; Columbidae. The transcript is spliced from 17 exons. The coding region runs from base 279 to 2912 and encodes 877 amino acids. Gene Ontology annotation, cellular component: plasma membrane. Gene Ontology annotation, molecular function: guanyl-nucleotide exchange factor activity.